AUGAGACCCCUUAUGGUCGAGAAGGAUUUUUUGCGGUUACGGGCUGUGUUGUACCGUGACUUUGAUGACUACAUUGCCAAUGCGCAGAGGCUGGUGCUUAUAGUGCUCCGAUUCGUUACCAGACUCGUUCUAGAUCGGUACAUGCAUCUUCUUGGUGUGCAAGGGAGCUCUACCGCGUUUACCCGGACCACCAGUUUGGGAUCACUCGGCUACCAUGGCAACCAGGCCGCAAGCCCCCCUGCCAUGUCUGUGUAUUUCUCAGCGGCGUUCCCCAGAGCGCUGCACCUGUUCCGAGAGUUGGUGUCUGACUUUCAUUCGUACCUGGCCAAGAAUCUGUUAACGUCCCACAAGCGAAGUGUCGUGACAUCGGCGGAUUCGCUGUUCAAGACGAAGGGCACGGAGAGUGGAUCCUCGGCAGCAACAGAGGAUGAAUCCAUAAACACCGCCAUCAUCAUGUUCAUGUGCUCCACGGACUGGUUGGAUGCCAUUCGCAUGCAAGCAGACCCAGAAUGGACCCAAACAACCGAAGAAGUCGCCAAGACAUGGGAACGCCUCUCCGAGCGAUUGCACGCCCACGCGACUGCCAACAACAAAGUACAAUCGGGACAGGUCAACAGACGUGUGCACGUGAACAUGGCAUUCGAGGCCUUCUUUGUGAGGUGCAGAGAGCGUCUCAUGCGCCGGAAGGGCUGGGGGCAGAAGCAGCGGAUUGAGAUGGCCGUAGCCCUGCGCCUGUGGCUGCAACUGACUGACAAGUUGCGGUACAGUCUGGGGAACACACGCGCGAUUGGCAACAAAAGUGAGGGUUAUUGGAAAUUGGACACGCACGAAGACUUACUGCGUCGGCGGAUGCGUAUGGUGCCCAACCACGCGGGCAGUAGCCACCCCGAGGCCAUUCUGAGGAAGAAAGGGGACAGCGCAGAUAGACAGGCCGAUGAGCAUACUGGCGAAGACAAGUCGUACGAUGCACCUAGCAGAGGACCGGUCCUGCCCAAAGGCAUCAAGGUCGCGCGUGACUUUAAGGGCGUGCGAUGGGGAAAGGUCGGCGAUCCACAACAACAAUCUACUGAGGGUAUGUACUUCCGUUUAUGUGCUUUAAAAUGA
This is a messenger RNA of Sphaeroforma arctica JP610, 1104 nucleotides long. RefSeq lists its product as hypothetical. NCBI's taxonomy places the organism in Eukaryota, Ichthyosporea, Ichthyophonida. The transcript is spliced from 7 exons. Bases 1 to 1104 code for a protein of 367 amino acids. The record is from RefSeq and is a predicted model, not a curated record.